Messenger RNA from Penicilliopsis zonata CBS 506.65, 1467 nucleotides. RefSeq lists its product as hypothetical. Gene Ontology annotation, biological process: protein N-linked glycosylation. The coding region runs from base 421 to 1461 and encodes 346 amino acids. The record is from RefSeq and is a predicted model, not a curated record. The transcript has a single exon. NCBI's taxonomy places the organism in Eukaryota, Fungi, Ascomycota, Eurotiomycetes, Eurotiales, Aspergillaceae. Gene Ontology annotation, molecular function: glycosyltransferase activity.
UUCAGCCUUUCUGAACAUUGCGUUGAACUAUUAAAUUAUCUGUUCUCAACCCCCUCUGUGCCUUAGGGAGACCAUCCAUUGGCCUGCCCAGUCAGCUUGAUAGAUCUCUUGGACGGGUGAAACCAUUUCCCCUACCACACUUCACAAAAUGAAUGUUUAAAAUGGCUCUCAUAGUGAAGCAUGACAUGUCUGAAGCGUGGUUGAGACUACAAUGUAUAAUGUCAAAUGUUAACAUGGCGAUGCAAACGGUCAGGCUUCCGGAUGCGUCGCUGUCGCUGGUACAACCCUAUGGAUAGGCAACAUAUCUGAUAAAACGUCUCAAGGCUAUGAAAUGCCCAUUGCAACCGGAGGAGACGCAGCGAGCUUGCCUGUACUGCCUUGCUUCCUUGUGUUCUCUGCUAGGCAGUCGAUACGAGCACGAUGUCAAUACCCAUUCAGCGAAGAAUCCAGAUACUGACGGGACUCGCCGUGGUUGUCUGGGUACUUAUUAUAAUCCUUUCACCAAGAGUGGACUCGUCUGGAGCAAGUUUAUCAAUCUCGCGGCACUUUAGAGGACAAAAGAAGCCACGAUACCGGCGUGAUGUCGCCGUUGCGACUUAUUUCUCCGGCGAAACAGCGACCAGCAACGAUAUCCAAGAGGAUAACUACUUCAUUGCCACUCGAACCUUGACAUACCAGCUUCGACACUCGCCUCAGACACGACUGGAUCCAUCGAUCGCAUUCAUCAUUCUCGUCACGCCCGACGUGAGCCAAAGGAAACGUAACCAGCUUGUCCGAGAGGGCGCCAUCGUGAUCGAGGUUGACAAGGUGGAAACCAAUCUGACCGUCGGCGAACCUCGCUGGCGAGGGUGCUGGACAAAACUCCGGCUCUUCGACCCGGAAAUCCUCCCCUUCGAGAGAGUCCUUUUCAUGGACAGUGACACGGUCCUUACGCGGUCCGUUGACGGGGUCUUCAAUGACCCAGCUGCCAAGCUCCACCGCACGUUGAAUCUGACCGGCCAGAGUCAAGAAGAUGAAGCAGCCCUACCGGGCAAGUAUCUCUUCGCAGGAAAGCCCGAAGCCGGCACGUACAGCCAUUCAUACCCGCCGGACAUGUCGGGCGACUAUCUCAACGCCGGGUUCUUCGUGUACUCGCCCUCCCAUGCCAUCCUGCAGCACUACCUGUCUCUUCUCGAGUUGCAGGGAAGGUUCAGCCCGGACAUGCCGGAGCAGAAUCUGCUCAACUACGCGCACCGCCGGGAUGGGAAUAUGCCCUGGCAGAAGCUGCACUACAGCUGGAACAUGAACUUUGUCACGCCUGAGGAUCUGCGCAACCAGCCUGCCUCGUUGCACGUCAAGUACUGGGACAAGAGCCUGCAGCAGGAGGUCAUCGACUAUGCGUUGCGUUGUAGAUGGGAGAUGGAGGGCUUCUGGAUUGGAGUGAAUCAAAGGGCGAAGAAGAUUGAUCUUUUUAAUCAUUGAUAUAGC